AUGUUCUUUUCCCCCUCAAUCCUCUUAUCUUACUUUCCGAUACACUUUAGCGGUUCUUGGAGCGUCGCUGCAUCUUCAGAUUGUCAGGCACCAGCGCCUUAUAAACUCAAAACUCCUCCGUUUACGACUGAUUGGACUGUAGGCGCAUCACCAUGGCCUGAAUACUCUCCCCCCUUGCUCAGAAGGCAGCAUGGCAUCAAUCUUAACGGGCCCUGGCAAUUCAAACCAGCCAAGAAAUUCAAAACCCACCCUACGGCGGAUGUGGCUUCGAUAGUGAAAUUCUGGCACCUUUCCCGAUGGAAAUGUUUUGCCACGAUUUUUGUGAACGGAAAAUCGGUCGGAUUCCACAGAGGAGGAUAUUUCAAAUUCUCAUUGGACUUGACCGACGCGCUCAAAGGGCCGGGUCAAGAAAACGAGCUGUUGGUAUUUGUAUAUGACCCAACCGAUUCCAAAGAUACCUUGAUCCCCCUUGGCAAUGAAGGAUUGGGACAAUUCAAAUUGUCUGAAAUUGAACUCACGCCAAAGGUCAAAGAGCUGGACCCAACCCGCACGGUUCUGUCGGUCUCAGGUUGGAGAGACUCCGGCGCCGGUGACUUUCAUGAUAACCACCACUAUCCAUACCCACAGUGCGGAACACCCUUCUAUUCUCUGCCCUCGACACCCUACAAUCCAGCAAGGAUAGCCGUACAGGGAGAAUUCAGCGAAAUUGGACACAUCCCCGAUCGCCAAAAUCUUUGGAACGUGCAAAGUCAUAUUGAUACGCUGAAUCAAACUUACAAAGUCGCAUCCAGCAUCGAAAUUUGGAACUACAGAGCCAUUUGCUUUGUGGAAGACCUUAGGGAUCAAGCUCAACUCUUCAGCUGUAGUGGUGGCGUAUUCACAGUUAGUAUUAUGAGCGAUCUAGCAGAUUGA
Puccinia triticina is the source of this 912-nucleotide messenger RNA. RefSeq lists its product as uncharacterized. The record is from RefSeq and is a predicted model, not a curated record. NCBI's taxonomy places the organism in Eukaryota, Fungi, Basidiomycota, Pucciniomycetes, Pucciniales, Pucciniaceae. The coding region runs from base 1 to 912 and encodes 303 amino acids. The transcript is spliced from 7 exons.